This is a messenger RNA of Pelobates fuscus (common spadefoot toad), 6010 nucleotides long. RefSeq names its product sodium/potassium transporting ATPase interacting 1 (gene NKAIN1). Lineage: Eukaryota; Metazoa; Chordata; Amphibia; Anura; Pelobatidae. The transcript is spliced from 7 exons. The coding region runs from base 394 to 1017 and encodes 207 amino acids. The record is from RefSeq and is a predicted model, not a curated record. Gene Ontology annotation, biological process: regulation of sodium ion transport.
CAGAGACUGUCCAGGAAGCUGUGAAUAGCAUGCUCCCUUACUACACAGGAGGAGGGGAGGAGGGUGAAUCCUUCCAGGGUGGGUGUGUGUGGCUUGUCCCCUCUGCCUGCCACUCCUAUCACCCCCCUCCCACAAGCUCGUACACAAAACACACAAUAGACCAACACAAAGAGGACACAAGGUUGAAUGCUCCUCCUCUCCUGUAUAGGAUGAAGAUUUGCAAGUCUGUAUCCUUAAUAAUGGUCCAGUAAACUCCAUAGGCCUUUUUCUUUACAGAAGAAAAUAUGCAGAAAAUGCUGGGCUGAGAAGCUGACAUUUUCUUAAGGAUUUCACCUUAAAAUAAGGAUUACGCUGCAUCAACGCCGGCUGUGUAUGGGAUAAUAUCCAUCCAGAAUGGGUAAAUGUAGUGGAAGAUGUACCUUGGUUGGAAUCUGUUGCCUACAGCUGGCAGCCGCUCUGCAGAGACAGAUCUUCGACUUCCUGGGCUACCAGUGGGCUCCAAUACUAGCCAAUUUCAUGCACAUUAUGGCAGUGAUCUUAGGGAUAUUUGGAACCCUACAUUACAGAUCCAGGUAUCUCAUCAUGUAUUCCGUGUGGCUGGCAUUAUGGGUUGCCUGGAAUGCCUUUAUUAUCUGUUUCUACCUUGAAGUAGGACAUUUGUCUCAGCACAGGGACCUGAUCAUGAACUUUAACACCUCCCUGCACCGAUCGUGGUGGAUGGAGAAUGGGCCAGGAUGCCUGGUGACCCCGGUUCGCGGCCCCCCUUUGUCACUAGCAGAUCACCACAUGGUAACAGUGACUGGGUGUCUCCUAGACUAUCCAUAUAUAGAGGCCCUAAGCAGCGCCCUGCAGAUCUUUCUGGCGCUAUUCGGUUUUGUAUAUGCCUGUUAUGUCAGUAAAGUUUUCAUGGAUGAGGAAGACAGCUUUGAUUUCAUUGGCUCCUAUGAUUCUUAUGGAUAUCAGGCUCCUAUGAAGACUUCACACCUCCAACUUCAGCCUUUGUACAAGCCUGGUUAGAGCUCUCUGCUGAUCCUGCAUCCACGGUGGACCCCCCUGCAGUCAUCACAAUCCCCACUUUGUUCUAUCCCUAACCUUCUGUGCAAAGUCUUGUCUUUACACACGUCUUUUAUCCUGAUCACUGGUUGAAAUGCCUUAACAUAAACAGCAACAAUGCUGAUGUCCACAGAUGUUUUAGCGAUAAUGUUAAGAUGGUAGAUUUAACAUUUAUUCACAGUGCAGACUGUAGGGUGGCCGAUUAAAAAAAAAAAGCAACACUACUUACUGGUAACUUGCUAUAUUUUCUGAAACGCAAUUAUGGGAUUACUGAAGGUUAAAAAUUGCUCACUCCUGUAGCUCGGUUGAAACUAGUUUGGGAAAUAGCACUUUAGAUUUUGAAUGAAGACCACGCUUAAUGUGGAACAGAUCACAAUGGGGUAUCAGUGGUGGUGGAAUGAAAGUAGGAGGGUAAGGUUUCAAUUAUUGAGUACUUAAACCAUUUUUAUUUACCUUAAAGUAGAUACACAUUGUAACUAGAAGGGCCUCAUGGGAUGUGUGCACUAAAACGUGUAGUUAAGAUUAAAUAAUUUGUAUUAAACAUUGCCAUCAAAAGAAAGGCCUGAUCAGAUUAUCGUAAAUAGAAUUUAGAGAAUGACUCCAUAUAUUAAGAUAUUCCAUUCCACUAAUACAUAUGGUAGGUUUCUUACCUCAUACAUUUUUGACCUAAGGUUCCAAAACCUGAUUUUACAUAAGGAAAUGCUCUGCAUAUGUCAGAGGUUAUCCAUACCUUCCAACAGUCCCAGAUCCAGAUUUGAGGAUCCAUUCCAGCUGUUCCAGGGAACUUCAGAGACAAGGCACAGUGCUUGCAUUGUGCAAACUGUACUCAGCACUGUUCAACAGUACUCUGCUCAUAGACUACCCUGACUACCCGGACUGUCCAGUGCGACUUCUGAUCAUCCUGGUGUGCAUGUUCUCCAGGCAACCAUGCCCACUUUUUGGACAGGACCUCUCACACACCAAUGAAUGGAAUUCAUAAGGAGUACUCAUGGGAAAAGUUCCAAUAGUGGAGCAUUAAUAAUGGAAGAAAUAGUAUAGUAUCCCUACUAGUUGUUCUACUAUAGCAACUUUACCCAGGUACUGCCUUUUUAUAAGUAACCCCUGCAAUAAUUCCACUUCGUCCUGUAAAUUGCAUUGCAUGUAAAUAAAAGAAUGAACACCCAAUUACUAAUCUCAGGUGGAAUGUGCACGUGAUGUAUAAUAUACAAACAUUUUUUACUACUUUUUAGUUUCCUCCAAGCAAUAAAAAUAGAUUAUAGAUUUCUAAUGCUACUGAUAAAACCAACUUUUCUUUAAUAUUCCCCUUUCCAUUUAAAUCACUGCCACCACCACUGAUGUGGGUAACCUUGUGAAAAAUAUGUGAUUUGUGAAUAUGGAGCUUAAAACUAUUUUUUAAUUGUAACAUAUACUGUUGUUACUAAUAUUAGUUUUAAGCUGCUAUAGCAUUCGUUGUUUCCUCCCCAAAUGUGAAGCAAAAUUGUAAAGUGUAAAACACCGUAAGUGGAGCACUUAUUUUGCCCUAAAAAUGCUUGUAGGAUAUAAACAAUUACCCUUUAUUGCAUCUGAUACUUUUUUCCUUCAAUAUUAUUUGUAAAUGGAAACAUUUAGUUUUAAAUGCCAUUACAUUGACAGUGAAAUGGUGAAAUGUUGAUGCAUUACAUCACAAUGACCAGGCUAGGCUCUGGUUGGUGAGUUAGAUAAAGUUAGAAGGACUAAACUUUUGGAGAUGUUCUGAUCGAAAAAACAAAAAGGGUGGUAAAGAGGGAAAAGUGUUCUACAUAAGUAACAUUGCUGUGUGAUAGUUCUAUUUAUGGACUCACAUUAUGCAGAGCCACUAGCCCUGACUCAAUCUAUGUAAUAAUGGUGUGGCGCUGGCAUAUGUUGAGUUAAUACCUUUGUCUUCUCAUUUAUUGAUUUUGAUCUAAAAGUACAAAAGGAAAAACACAUGUAGCUUAUCACUGUUCACAGUACAACCAAUAUUGUAUAAACUCACGUGAUGUGGAGGCUGUAACCAGUGUAAAACCUUACUGUGUGUAUAGAUGAUACUUUCCCUCGGUGAGGUGAGAUGUUACAAAUGGUUGCAUUAUAAACUUGAAACCUUUUCUGUGCAAGCAAGAUUUCAGAUUGCUUAUUAUAAGAAUAUCACAAUCAUUUAUUAGGUGAAAAGAAGAGCUCCACUCUGUCUGUUUAACAUAAUACAAAGUGUCAUAUUUGUCCAAUUCAUUGUGGGCUUUGCUGUCAUAUACCUUGCAUAUUAUGCUAUUUGUAUGUGAUAAGGAACCAUAGAUGGCAUUGGGAAGUAUUUAAGAUUUUUACACUUGGUAGGCAGGGAUAGGGCUUUAUUAAACAGCAUGGGAGUUUAUUUAUUAAGCAAUGAUUUGUGAUAAGAAAACAAGCAAUUAAUAAAACAUAAGCCAAAAUAGCUGAGUUCAACAGAGUACAACUUGCCUAACUGGGCUAUUGUUCUAACUCUGCUGUAUAGUAUUAUGUGUUAUUAUCCAGCUGUCAUCUCACCACAACUCAGUGUCCAAUAAAUAGAAACCAAAGUCUGUGCAUUACGUGUGCCUGCACUCACUUCAUUUCAUUUAGGGGCAACUGUGAAAUCCCUUACAUGGGGAGUUCUGAAGGUGCAGUCCCCAGGAAUACAUCUAUCUAAUUCUGUAAAAAUCGCAUUAUAUAUAUUUCUUUUGAGCAAUUGGGAAAGAUUUAAAUGGAAAUUGCUUCCAUGAUAGUAUUAUCACUUGCAGUGGCAUGUGUGUACUAGAUUGUAUGCCAUUGGUCAGACUUUUAGACAUUCCAUCCAAAAGACAUUCCAUCAGGAUGAGAGUUUACAAUCUGGAGGGCUUUCAGUGGUGGGUAGCUUUCCCCAUCUCAUCUCCUGAACUCACUAUAUCCAGUCAAAUAUUACAUCUACAGCCCACUGCUUAAAAUCCAGCCCCAGCAACACAUAACAACCCCCAUCUACCCUCCAGCCUUUAUAUAUCCAGCACUCAUUUCUUGCUCCCAAUUCAUUUUUUUUCCUAACCUGACAAUUCUAUGUGUACCCUGACGCAAUCACCAGCAGGCCCUCCCCCAUUUCAUCAUUGGUGAUCUUUUCCCCAUCUUUUCAACAGUGUUCCUCCACUAUAUCUCAACCAUGUCUUUAGUUCCUUUGUCUAUGGAUGCAUCUACUCAUUUUAUCUUCCUUUUGUUUAUCUUGUUGGUAUAGACGAUAUAUGAAAUUUUGGAAGACUGUGUGAUAGAUGUAAAAUUUUACAUCUCAUAGUAUACAGUGAAGAACAAUGAUGCACUGAAGUGGGGGGGAUUUACAAUGGCUAUUUUAAGAAUAUUCAUUGUUUUUAUAUCUAUACGUUUUCCCCGAAUGAUGCUAAUAGAUUAUGUGGAUCAGAAGGUUUACUACUUAGCCUUAAUGAUGCUUGCAGUUUUACAUAUGACCACUUAGUGCCGAUGUUUCACCAAUGUUUAAGGAUACUUCAGGAAAAAAAAUUCAGUUUUAAUGUAAACAUAAGCACUGUUUCUAUGGAAUUUUGCAUCAGAGCAAUAGAACAUAUUCAUUUUACAAAAUCAGUGUGUUCAUUUUGAACCAUUUUAUAUUUUAUUGGGUAUGACAUUUUGCAGUGGUACACAGAGGAGGCUGGUACUGAGCGUGCUCUACCUGUGUAUGCAUGUCAUGAUGUAGCAGUAUGUGUGCAGGGGAAGCUGAUUCUGCCUGUAACGUGUGUGCAUAUAAUGUCAAUCGGGGGAAAGUCAAAAGUGCUGUCGAACACAGCAAAAGCAUUUUUAAUAUUGUCCAGAAUGUGGAUAAUUAAACUUUAGUUAGGUCAAAAUGUCCUUAGCCUCGCUGAGUCUCAAUUGCUAAAAUACACUCGCCCUUAGGAUAGAGAACUACCUUAGACUGCUUUUGGAUUUUGAUCUCUUAAAAACCAAGGAGUCUUAACCUACGUGCAACUUCUAGAGGAAGGAUGGUUAGGAGCUACUACUCCAUACCCAGCAAUAUUCUGUCCAGUAAAGAGCCACCUGAUUUAUUGUGUAAUUGAUUCCAGUACUGUCAAUCUUAACAGCAUCCACAUCAAAGUAACUUUACGUCUGAAUUUGAAAUGGUCAUAUUUCAAAUGAUGUGCUUUUGAAAUAUAUUAUGUGACUUUUAAACUUUUGUAUGGAGAAAUUAAGCUAAUUGUGUUAUUGGGUUUACUGAAUAUGUUAAUUACAAAAAUUAAAAAAAAGCUAAAUAAAGUUUGUAAAUGUGACAGAACAUCCUUCCUGGUUUACGAAGCCAGCUACUAUGAAAGUUAAGAUUCCUUGGUUCUAUGAAAGAAGGAUCAGUUUUUCUACUGGGUCACCUGGCCUUUUCCAACGUCAGUGCCAUAGAUUAGGGGCAAUAUCUACAAGAUUAAAAUAACACGAAUGAAUGAUUGAGUUGCUUUAUAAAAUAUGUGUAGGGGAUCAUACUAUGUGUGCCAUGGGGAAGUUGGCAUUUCCUGCACUGUACCUUUAUAUAUAUGUCAUAGUAUAGCAGUGUGUGGUGCGAUAGGUUGGCACUGCAGCUUACCCAUAGAGAUGUAUACAUGCCAGUAUGCAUGUGUGUGAGGAUUUUCAUUAUUUCUGCCACACUGUACGUAUGUAUAUAGUGUAGAAAUAUGUUUGUCUGAGAAUGUUGCCAUUGUCACUGUCUGCACUAAAUUUGUAUGCAUGCUACGGUUUUGAUUUAUAAUAGAGGCACUGUCUGAGCUAUAUAGCUAUGCCAUAAUGUGAUUUCACAGGUGAAAGGUUCUCUACAUGUUACUGUGAAGCAUUGAGGGGAAGCCUAACAGUGCCUCCGAUCUAUGUACUUGACCGGAUACAGCAGGGUAUGAAGAUAAGGUUGAUGUUUGACGACAUCAGUCAUAACCACUUACCUGUUCCCCUGGAAGUUAAGGCAAACUCUCUGUGUUCUGGUUUAAAGUGUGUAAGGGUUUGU